Molecule: messenger RNA, 4218 nt
Organism: Closterium sp. Yama58-4
Lineage: Eukaryota; Viridiplantae; Streptophyta; Zygnematophyceae; Desmidiales; Closteriaceae
Source: the annotation of a GenBank genome assembly
AUGCAGCCAGCGCCGACUCGUCUCCCUGCCGCACAUCGCGCGUGCUCCCUAUCCGCACUUCCCGCCCACUUCCCCCCAAUAAGCGCCAAGAGCCGUCCCCCCCUGCUGCCUUCAUCAUCGUUGCCCUCCUCCCAUCUCUCCCACCCUAUCUCCUCGCCUGCCCCACAUCCCUGCUUCUCUCUCUUCCCCUCCCUGCCCCACAUCCCUGCUUCUCUCUCUUCCCCUCCCUGCCCCACAUCCCUGCUUCUCUCUCUUCCCCUCCCUUCCCCACAUCCCUGCUUCUCUCUCUUCCCCUCCCUGCCCCACAUCCCUGCUUCUCUCUCUUCCCCUCCCUGCCCCACAUCCCUGCUUCUCUCUCUUCCCCUCCCUGCCCCACAUCCCUGCUUCUCUCUCUUCCCCUCCCUGCCCCACAUCCCUGCUUCUCUCUCUUCCCCUCCCUGCCCCACAUCCCUGCUUCUCUCUCUUCCCCUCCCUGCCCCACAUCCCUGCUUCUCUCUCUUCCCCUCCCUGCCCCACAUCCCUGCUUCUCUCUCUCUUCCCCUCCCUGCCCCACAUCCCUGCUUCUCUCUCUUCCCCUCCCUGCCCCACAUCCCUGCUUCUCUCUCUUCCCCUCCCUGCCCCACAUCCCUGCUUCUCUCUCUUCCCCUCCCUGCCCCACAUCCCUGCUUCUCUCUCUUCCCCUCCCUGCCCCACAUCCCUGCUUCUCUCUCUUCCCCUCCCUGCCCCACAUCCCUGCUUCUCUCUCUUCCCCUCCCUGCCCCACAUCCCUGCUUCUCUCUCUUCCCCUCCCUGCCCCACAUCCCUGCUUCUCUCUCUUCCCCUCCCUGCUCCACAUCCCUGCUUCUCUCUCUUCCCCUCCCUGCCCCACAUCCCUGCUUCUCUCUCUUCCCCUCCCUGCCCCACAUCCCUGCUUCUCUCUCUUCCCCUCCCUGCCCCACAUCCCUGCUUCUCUCUCUUCCCCUCCCUGCCCCACAUCCCUGCUUCUCUCUCUUCCCCUCCCUGCCCCACAUCCCUGCUUCUCUCUCUUCCCCUCCCUGCCCCACAUCCCUGCUUCUCUCUCUUCCCCUCCCUGCCCCACAUCCCUGCUUCUCUCUCUUCCCCUCCCUGCCCCACAUCCCUGCUUCUCUCUCUUCCCCUCCCUGCCCCACAUCCCUGCUUCUCUCUCUUCCCCUCCCUGCCCCACAUCCCUGCUUCUCUCUCUUCCCCUCCCUGCCCCACAUCCCUGCUUCUCUCUCUUCCCCUCCCUGCCCCACAUCCCUGCUUCUCUCUCUUCCCCUCCCUGCCCCACAUCCCUGCUUCUCUCUCUUCCCCUCCCUGCCCCACAUCCCUGCUUCUCUCUCUUCCCCUCCCUGCUCCACAUCCCUGCUUCUCUCUCUUCCCCUCCCUGCCCCACAUCCCUGCUUCUCUCUCUUCCCCUCCCUGCCCCACAUCCCUGCUUCUCUCUCUUCCCCUCCCUGCCCCACAUCCCUGCUUCUCUCUCUUCCCCUCCCUGCCCCACAUCCCUGCUUCUCUCUCUUCCCCUCCCUGCCCCACAUCCCUGCUUCUCUCUCUUCCCCUCCCUGCCCCACAUCCCUGCUUCUCUCUCUUCCCCUCCCUGCCCCACAUCCCUGCUUCUCUCUCUUCCCCUCCCUGCCCCACAUCCCUGCUUCUCUCUCUUCCCCUCCCUGCCCCACAUCCCUGCUUCUCUCUCUUCCCCUCCCUGCCCCACAUCCCUGCUUCUCUCUCUUCCCCUCCCUGCCCCACAUCCCUGCUUCUCUCUCUUCCCCUCCCUGCCCCACAUCCCUGCUUCUCUCUCUUCCCCUCCCUGCCCCACAUCCCUGCUUCUCUCUCUUCCCCUCCCUGCCCCACAUCCCUGCUUCUCUCUCUUCCCCUCCCUGCCCCACAUCCCUGCUUCUCUCUCUUCCCCUCCCUGCCCCACAUCCCUGCUUCUCUCUCUUCCCCUCCCUGCCCCACAUCCCUGCUUCUCUCUCUUCCCCUCCCUGCCCCACAUCCCUGCUUCUCUCUCUUCCCCUCCCUGCCCCACAUCCCUGCUUCUCUCUCUUCCCCUCCCUGCCCCACAUCCCUGCUUCUCUCUCUUCCCCUCCCUGCCCCACAUCCCUGCUUCUCUCUCUUCCCCUCCCUGCCCCACAUCCCUGCUUCUCUCUCUUCCCCUCCCUGCCCCACAUCCCUGCUUCUCUCUCUUCCCUUCCCUGCCCCACAUCCCUGCUUCUCUCUCUUCCCCUCCCUGCCCCACAUCCCUGCUUCUCUCUCUUCCCCUCCCUGCCCCACAUCCCUGCUUCUCUCUCUUCCCCUCCCUGCCCCACAUCCCUGCUUCUCUCUCUUCCCCUCCCUGCCCCACAUCCCUGCUUCUCUCUCUUCCCCUCCCUGCUCCACAUCCCUGCUUCUCUCUCUUCCCCUCCCUGCCCCACAUCCCUGCUUCUCUCUCUUCCCCUCCCUGCCCCACAUCCCUGCUUCUCUCUCUUCCCCUCCCUGCCCCACAUCCCUGCUUCUCUCUCUUCCCCUCCCUGCCCCACAUCCCUGCUUCUCUCUCUUCCCCUCCCUGCCCCACAUCCCUGCUUCUCUCUCUUCCCCUCCCUGCCCCACACUGCUAUUUUCCCAAGCUGCCUUCGUCAUCAUGGCCCUCGUUCCCCUCCCUGUUCGCCGCCUCUCACUGCCCGCCCCAAGGUGCGCGGGUCGGAUGCAACGAACCUGGGGCGAACGCGAGAGGCACAGAGGGACAUCUGGCAGCACCAGUUUCCGGCAGGCGACUGCAGCGCACAGAGGCUGCUGCUCAUUGACUGGCCGGCGUCGCAGCACGGGUUGGGGUCGCAGCUGCACAUCAUGAGCGCCGCCCUCAGCCUCGCCAUGCACCACUCCCGCGUGCUCGUGCCCACCGCCUCCUUUGACCGCGCCAACCACGCCAAGUGCAACGCCACAGGCGCCGUGGCGUCCUUCCACUGCUACUUUUUCCCGCUCGUCUCACCGCACUGUGAGAGGGCAGCAGCUGACGCAGCAGCAGCGGGGCUGGUGGGCGAGUGUGCAUCGCACGAGCCGCCAGCGAGGGACGGCGUGCUGGCGAGUGAGAGGCGCGUGGUGUGCUUCCAUGGGGAGCCGUACAGCGCUCUGUGGCUCGAGGCCACCGUGGCCAAUGGAGCUGGUAACAUAGGUGCAGCUGGUAACACCAGUGCAGCUGGUAACACGAGUGCAGCUGGCAACACGAGUGCAGCUGGUAACACGAGUGCAGCUGGUAACACGAGUGCAGCUGGUAACACGAGUGCAGCUGGUAACACGAGUGCAGCUGGUAACACGAGUGCAGCUGGUAACACGAGUGCUGCUGGUAACACGAGUGCAGCUGGUAACACGAGUGCAGCUGAUAAUACAAGUGCAGCUGGUAACACGAGUGCAGCUGGUAAAACGAGUGCUGCUGGUAAAACGAGUGCAACUGGUAACACGAGUGCAGCUGGUAACACGAGUGCAGCUGGUAACACGAGUGCAGCUGGUAACACGAGUGCAGCUGGUAACACGAGUUCUGCUGCAGAAACGGCUGAUGGAGGAGGCAGCAGAAUAGCAGCAGGCAAAACAGAAUCAUCAAGCUCUACCCAAGCGAGCAGCAAAGUGUUCCCAUGGCAGCAGCAAGGGCAGCAGGGGUGCACUCUUGAGGGCACCGCAUGGGCUCGCCAGGGGCUGGGCCAAUGUGCUCCCACCAGCGCGGCCUGCAGCACUGCUGAUGCUGGUGCCCGUGUUGAUGGGGCGGGUGAAGGGGAAGCAUGGGGCAAUGAGUGGGGCGGGGAGGGGGCGGGGGAGGCGUACCUGCCGCGGCCGAUAGUGAGCAUGCACGUGCGGCAGAGCGACAAGGGCGGCGAGAUGCCACUGCACUCGCUGGCUGCCCACAUGUGGAUGGCCUACCGCCUCCGCCUCGCCCUGCCCCACCUGCGCCACGUCUGGCUCUCCUCCGAAAUGCAGACGGUGAUAGACGAGGCAGCGCAGUACCGCGACUGGACCUUCCUGCACUCCAGCAAUGCGCGCACCAACGUGUCGGUGCCGCACUGGGACGUGGAGGAGGCAGCUGGGCGGCACGUGGUGGUGGGCAGCAGCCUGGCAGAGCUGCUCACUGCAGCCCAGUGCGACUUCUUCAUCGGGGCGCUGGGGUCCAACUGGGUGAGGAUGAUCAACGAACUGCGCUCCACCAAUGGCCGCCUGCUGCGUGGAUUCAUUGCCCUCAACAUACAAGAGUUUUGA